ACUAGCGCCACGCUACGGAUUAAUUCCAACUGGCGACAUUAACGAACACAACCAUUGCAUACGCUUGGAUAGGAAGUCAGAGAGGAAAAAAAAUGUACAGAAAUGAAAAACGAACAAACCGAGCAUAAUUUGUGACCACGUGACGUAUCAUGGCAGAACAUCACGGAUUUCACGGAUAUUGUGCUGAAAUUUGACGUUUACCUCAAUUUUUUUAAUAUUUCCAUACAUCCUUAAAACAGCCUUUACUUUCUGAAAUAUGAAAUUAAUUAUGUAAAUAUCCAAAUCCUUAGAAGAUCUAUUAAUGCAUAAUUAGAUUAUAAUUUUCAUUAAACAAUGAAUGAAGAUACAAAUGAAGAUAUAUCUUAUUUAAGUUGCGAUAUAAAUGGUACAAGAUACAUUUGUAAAAUAGCACCGACGGACAUUAUAAAAGAUGUGACAUCUAAUGAAGAGCAAAACACGGUUGAUAUGGUCAAUAUGGAUACUGUUAAGGAAACAGAGCUAGAAAAAGAAGAAGAAGAAUCAAUAUCGCUGAUUUGUCUGAAUGGACAAGUGUAUGCAUUUCAAAAUGGAAUAUUUCAAGAAUUAGAUACUAACCAGAUCGUAGAGCAAACAGAUUGUCAUGAAAAAACACUUUUAGUUACUAAAGAUAUGGAAAAUUGUGGAAAUGAGUAUCUUAGUAACGAAAAUAUAGUAAUCGAAAAUGCAUAUGAACAGUCUGAAGAACAGUAUGAAUCCGUUACAGAAGAGAAAGACGUUGUUAUGGAAGAUGAUAACGUUAAUGCUGAUGAUUUUGUAGAAAUUGUUACAGCUUUCAAAUGCAAAAUAUGUACUUACAUGACCCAAGAUAAAAUACAAUUACUAAAUCACAUUCAGAAAAUACAUUUAAAUUCUACUGUAGAUAUUGAGCCAAAAGAAGAAUCUAAAAACAUGGGGGAAGUAAGAAUAGUGUAUAUGUGCACAGAAUGUUCCAAUUGUUUCCCUUCUUUUGAAGACUGCAGAGGACACAUGAUUAAUGAUCAUCAAUUAACAGACAUUGGAAGUGAUGAAAUUGGGAAAGAAAAUUUGACAGAUCUGACAAAUCCCAUCUUGAUGACCGAACAUGUGGGCCAGCAUAUUGAAAACAAUGAGGUAGAACGUCCUGUAAAAAUUUCAAAAUCUAUAAGUUCAGAAUAUAUACGUAACAAGAAAAUGAUAGAAUCCACAGAGAGAACUGUAAAAUGUUCGUAUCAGGGCUGUCCAUACAAGUUCACUUCACAGGAAAUUAUGCAGCAGCAUAUUCUCUGUCACAUAGAAUCUGAGACAGUGACAACAUUCAAAUGUACCAUAUGUCGUGAUAUGAAGUUCGCAAAGUGGCGUCCAUGUAGUUUACAUUUAUGGAAGAAACAUCAAAUUGACAUAGGUUUGUUCACUUGCAAAAUAUGUAACACUUACAAAAGUGCUACUAUGGUGAAACUCUUAACACACAUGAGAGUGCACAGUGACACUCGGGAAUAUGAAUGUCCUGAAUGUGGAAAAUGUUUCAAACAAGCUAGUCAAUUGCGCAAUCAUCGAGUGAUGCAUUUAGACCGCAAAACAUCAGAAGUAACUCGAUGGUACACCUCCAAGAAGUGCGAUAUAUGCGGUAAAACUUAUGCGAAUUCGAAAUGUUUAAAGAAUCACAUUCAAGCUGUACAUUCAAAACUACGUCCGUAUGUUUGUAACAUCUGCGGCCACACUAGCGCUAGGAAGGCGAUGCUGGAAAUGCACUUGCGUCAACAUACAGGAGCCAAACCAUUCAGUUGCGAGAUUUGCGAAUACAAAACUGGAGACCAUAACACCUUACGGCGGCAUAUUAUGCAACAUACAGGAUUCCGACCGUAUAAAUGCCCGCAUUGUUCUUACACUGCAAUACAAAGCAGUAGUUAUAAAAAUCAUCUAAAAUCGAGGCAUCCCUUGUCGUCUGGCUUAUUUACAUGCGACCUGUGUCCUUUUAAAACGGUCAAGAAUGAAAGUUAUAUUCAGCAUGUAACAAACCAUGAAAAUGGCUUGAUAAAACCUAACGUACCGAAAAAAGAUGGUGAAAAUGUUGAAGUCUUUCCUGGUAAUAUUGCAGCAGCGCAAUUAGUUUAUAGCUGCUUGGGUGCCUUUUCAAAAGACGGGGAUACGUUAGAAGCUAAUUUGAUGUCUUCCUCAACGUCUGCUGAUGGUACUUCGCAAACAAUUACGAUACAAAUACCAUCGAAACAUCUCGAAGGUUCACUGUCAACAAGAGAAAAUUUAAACAAAAGUUCUACAAUUGAGCAAGAGGACGAUGAAACGAUGCAUUGCUUCUUAAAAAUUCCUAGAGAAGAAGAAGAAAGUAUAGAUACUGGUGGUAUAACGAUACCGGCAGAACCUGAGGAAAGAAAUGUAAGAACAAUUGAUAUUGAAGAGACAAGCGUGAUAAACAGUGAUAUUGAAGAGACGAGCGUAACAAACAUUGAUAUUGAUUCGUGAAAUCAUGCAAAUCAAUAAUAAAGAAUUAAUGUCAGAAUUAAUAAAAUGACUUCCAAUAAGUUUAAAAUAAA
Messenger RNA from Linepithema humile (Argentine ant), 2546 nucleotides. The record is from RefSeq and is a predicted model, not a curated record. NCBI's taxonomy places the organism in Eukaryota, Metazoa, Arthropoda, Insecta, Hymenoptera, Formicidae.